CCCAGUCCCCGGGGUCGCCUCAUUCCCCAUCCUCAGAUCAUGAUCUCUCCUCACACUACCGCGACGCCACCUCAGCCCGCGUAGCCCCAGCCAUGGCUCUGUAGCCGCGACCCCUCUGUGCCCCCGGCCAGUCUCCCCGCUUACCGCGCCUGCGCUCUCCGCUCCUGCCUUCUUUCUUCAGCCGAGGCCGCCGCCGCCUCUCCUUUGCGCAGCCAUGGAGUACUCCACUUUUGCCUUGGUGCCUGUCUUCGUCCAGCUGAGUAACCUCCAGAGCCUCCUCCCAGUUGUUGGUGCAGCCUUCUCCAUUGCCAUCCGUGCCCAACGCCCGUGCUGCAGCCAUGUCACUCCUGGCGACCCUGGGGCUGGAGCUGGACAGGACCCUGCUCCCAGCUAGCGGGCUGGGCUGGCUCGUAGACUAUGGGAAACUCCCCCUGGCCCCUGCCCCCCUGGGCCCCUAUGAGGUCCUUGGGGGAGCCCUGGAGGGCGGGCUUCCAGGGGGGGGAGAGCCCCUGGCAGGCGACGGCUUCUCUGACUGGAUGACCGAGCGGCUCGACUUUACAGCCCUCCUCCCUCUGGAGCCCCCCUUGCCCUCAGGUGCCCUCCCCCCACCUUCCCCACCCCCACCUGACCUGGAAGCUAUGGCCUCCCUCCUCAAGAAGGAGCUGGAGCAGAUGGAAGACUUCUUCCUUGAUGCCCCACUCCUCCCACCGUCCUCCCCACCCCCGACACAGCCAGCACCGGCACCCUCCCUCUCCCUCCCCCUCCCCCUGCCCACCUUUGACCUCCCCCCGCCCCCUGCCCCGGACACCCUCGACUUGCUGGCCAUCUACUGCCACAGUGAGGCCGCGCAGGGGGAGUCGGGGUUGGCGCCCCUGUCACCCCCACCGCAACCCCCUCCUCCUCCCCCUCAACCCUCCCGCCCCACCCCCUACCCCAAUCCUGCCGCCACCCGAGGGGACCGCAAGCAAAAGAAGAGAGACCAGAACAAGUCAGCAGCUCUGAGGUACCGCCAGAGGAAGCGUGCAGAGGGCGAGGCCCUGGAGGGCGAGUGCCAGGGGCUGGAGGCCCGGAACCGGGAGCUGAGGGAGAGGGCUGAGUCGGUGGAGCGGGAGAUCCAGUACGUCAAGGAUCUGCUCAUCGAAGUGUACAAGGCUCGAAGCCAGCGGACCCGGAGCAGCUAGCUGGGCGGGGUCUUCAGGCCAUAGCGGGGGUGCUGGUCUUCAGCUGUGGCUCACUUCUGUUUCUGGGGCUGAGGUGGGAGGUCCCCAGUCAUCCCCCUGCCUCUGGCUGCCUUCCAAACCUCCCCCUCCCCCUCCUCCCCCCUUCCUCCUCCUUCUCCCUCUCCCUCCCCCUCCUCCCCCCUUCUCCCUCUCCCUCCCCCCUCCCCCUUUAUCCUUGCCUCCUUUCCUGUCCAUUCUGAAUUUGCUCCCCUCCUCCCUCCCCAGAAUCAUGGAAUGUUUGGCCUUAGUCAACAUCUAUACCCUUCAACUAACAGCUGAGGAACAGAGGCCCUUGGGGAAUUGGGGGGGCAGGGGAGAGCUUGGAAACCUGGUCUCUCAAGCAGGGAAGUGAGGCCAGGAAUCUCUGCAGAACAUCUAUGCAAAGGAGGACAGGGAAGCCAUCUGGAGACUAAGUCAGGGAGGGCUUUAAGAAAGAUGCCCGUAGAAUACAAGCAAAAUAAGCCAAGUGACCUUGGGGAACUACAUUUGGGGGUGGAACCAAAAGGUGGCCGAGUUCACAGAGCAGGUGGGUAAGUGGGCAGC
This is a messenger RNA of Eubalaena glacialis (North Atlantic right whale), 1763 nucleotides long. It is a transcript of the gene ATF5, whose product is annotated as activating transcription factor 5. Gene Ontology annotation, biological process: regulation of transcription by RNA polymerase II. The record is from RefSeq and is a predicted model, not a curated record. Gene Ontology annotation, molecular function: DNA-binding transcription activator activity, RNA polymerase II-specific; RNA polymerase II transcription regulatory region sequence-specific DNA binding. Lineage: Eukaryota; Metazoa; Chordata; Mammalia; Artiodactyla; Balaenidae. Bases 339 to 1181 code for a protein of 280 amino acids. The transcript has 3 exons. Gene Ontology annotation, cellular component: nucleus.